UAACUGAAUUUACAAUAAGUCCAAAGUUUUAAUAGUAUCAAAUAUUAUUUGUUAGAGACAUAGAAAUUAGAUUAUCACCUAACUCCAAAUCAUACGUCCUAAAUUGACUUUAAUCAUAUUAAACCACUGGGCAAACCCCUUUGCUCUACAUUCAAACACAAACUCAGAAAUGGGUGAUAAGAAACCACAUGCUGUGUUGAUUCCAUAUCCAGCUCAAGGCCAUAUCAAUCCAAUGUUGAAACUAGCAAAGCUUCUUCACCUUAGAGGCUUUCACAUAACCUUUGUAAACACCGAAUACAAUCACAAACGCUUGAUCAAAUCAAGAGGUUCCAACGCCUUUGAUGGUUUCACCGGUUUUAGCUUUGAGACUAUUCCAGAUGGUUUAACUCCAACAGAUGGAAAUGCUGAGGGUGAUGUUAGCCAAGACAUAUUCUUACUUUGUAAAUCAAUUAGAAAGAACUUCAUCAAACCGUUCCGCGAACUUCUUGCUAGACUUGAUGACUCUGCAACUUCUGGUCUUGUCCCUCCAGUUACUUGCAUAGUUUCUGAUAAUAGCAUGUCUUUUACUGUACAAGCUGCUGAAGAACUUUCACUCCCUGUUGUUUUCUUUAGUCCAGCCAGUGCAUGUACAUUCUUGUCUGGUUUGCAUUUACCAACAUUAUUUGAGAAAGGUCUCAUACCACUAAAAGAUGAGAGUUAUUUGACAAACGGAUAUUUGGACAAUAAAGUAGAUUGUAUUCCAGGUCUGCAGGACUUUCGAUUGAAAGAUCUGCCAGACUUUAUAAGAAUUACAGAUCCAAAUGAUUCAUUGGUAGAAUUCAUCAACGAAGCGGUAGAAAGGGCUCACCGAGCCUCUGCAAUAAUUUUUAAUACUUCCAAUGAACUUGAAAGUGAUGUACUGAAUGUUCUCUCGACUAUGUUCCCUUGCGUUUACGCCAUUGGUCCUUUAUCUUCGCUUUUAUAUCAAAGUCCAGAAAACCACUUGGCAUCUUUAAGUACUAAUCUUUGGAAAGAAGAUAUUAAGUGUCUUGAUUGGCUUGAAUCCAAGGAACCGGGAUCGGUUGUUUAUGUGAAUUUUGGGAGCAUGACAGUUAUGACUCCGGAAAAAUUGUUAGAGUUUGCUUGGGGUUUAGCCAAUAGCAAGCAAUCGUUUUUGUGGAUCAUUAGGCCUGACCUUGUCAUCGGUGGCUCAGUGGUUUUGUCAUUUGAGUUUAUGAAUGACAUAUCAGAUAGAGGCGUAAUCGCAGGCUGGUGUCCGCAGGAGCAAGUGUUAAGCCACCCUUCAAUUGGUGGAUUCCUAACUCAUUGUGGAUGGAACUCAACCACCGAAAGCAUAUGCGCAGGAGUUCCAAUGUUGUGUUGGCCAUUUUUUACUGAUCAGUCAGCUAACUGUAGAUAUAUCUGCAAUACAUGGGAGAUUGGAAUUGAAAUCGAUACUAAUGUUAAGAGAGAGGAGGUGGAGAAGUUGGUCAAUGAAUUGAUGGUGGGAGAGAAAGGAAAGAAGAUGAGGCAAAAGACAAUUGAAUUGAAGAAGAAGGUAGAGGAGGAUACAAGACCCGGGGGGUUUUCACACAUGAACUUGGAAAAAGUGAUUAAGGAGGUUAUGCUAAAACAAAAUCAUACUUAGUGACUUUUAAUUUCUAGAUGUUAUCCUAUUGCAGUGUAUAUGUAUGGAUGCUGAGAAAUAAUGAGUUCAUGGUGAUGGAAGUGAACUCAUCUUCAGCAAGAGAACCUAUUUUAAAAUAGUGGUUCUUGCUACAUUUAAAUGGUUUUAAUAUAUGCAUAUUGUAUAAUUAAUGGGAAACAUUAUAAGUUGAAUCUUACAACUUAGAAUAAUUUAAGGAUUUUUUCACAGUAUCUUGAA
Lathyrus oleraceus (garden pea) is the source of this 1864-nucleotide messenger RNA. RefSeq names its product 7-deoxyloganetin glucosyltransferase. Gene Ontology annotation, molecular function: quercetin 7-O-glucosyltransferase activity; quercetin 3-O-glucosyltransferase activity. The transcript has 2 exons. Lineage: Eukaryota; Viridiplantae; Streptophyta; Magnoliopsida; Fabales; Fabaceae. Bases 170 to 1627 code for a protein of 485 amino acids. The record is from RefSeq and is a predicted model, not a curated record.